UCUUUGGGUCUGCUCGGUCCCUACAAAUUUCUUGACACUGGUUAUAUGCGGUCGGUCUCCUAUCCCAAUCCGCCUGUGGCUAGGUGGCCCUCCCUCGUUGCGAGGCGGCGUCAUUGACCCCUGGGUUGGGGAGGGUAGAAUUCAGGCCCAUUGGAACCAGGGAAAAAGAGGAGGACCCAGUCGGAGAACUCCCCGCAAGGGGUCUGAACCGAAUGGGUGCUCGACCACUGCCAUAAAGAAGUUGAUGUCGGUGCAAGUGGCAAAACUCAUAUGCAGUGGUUGAGACGGUCGACUCUUUUUCAGGGGGAAAGCUCGAAGCUCACUUGAGGCCAAAAACCUGGAAUGAGACCCAUGUUGACUGUGGACGAUCUUGAUUGG
Molecule: messenger RNA, 378 nt
Organism: Closterium sp. NIES-67
Lineage: Eukaryota; Viridiplantae; Streptophyta; Zygnematophyceae; Desmidiales; Closteriaceae
Source: the annotation of a GenBank genome assembly